Molecule: messenger RNA, 714 nt
Organism: Chrysochloris asiatica (Cape golden mole)
Lineage: Eukaryota; Metazoa; Chordata; Mammalia; Afrosoricida; Chrysochloridae
Gene: CSN2
Product: casein beta
Exons: 5
Coding region: 1-714 (237 amino acids)
Cellular component (GO): extracellular region
Source: RefSeq, a predicted model, not a curated record
AUGAAGGUCUUCAUUCUCGCCUGCCUGGUGGCUCUUACUCUUGCUAGAGAGAAUGAGGAAGUUUUUGUAUCCACUGAGUUUGUAGAAAAUUUUUCUAGCAAUGAGCAAAAACUUGAGAAUGUUGAACAUCAAGAACAGCAAAGAAAGGAGGAAUGCCAGGAUAAAACCCACCCUGUUUUCCAGUCACAGCUUCUAGUCAAUCCUUAUGUUGUGCCCAUGCCUUACACUGUCCUUUCACAAAACAUUCUGCCUCUUGGUCAAAGUGCUGUGAGGCUGUCCUUCCCUCAGUCUCAAGCAAUGGAAUUCCCUGAAGUUGAAGAAAUCCUCUUUCCUAAACACCAAGUUAUGUCCUUCCUCAACUCUCCAGUUAAGCCACUUUUGGAUCCCCAGAGCCUGAAUCUCACUGAUACUGAAAAUCAGCACCUUCCUCUGUCUCUGCUCCAACUGUUAAGGAACCAGAUUCCCCAGCCUCUUAUUCAGACUCCAGUGUUUCCUCCUCUUUCCCUGCUGUCUGUUCUUCAGCCUAAACUCCUGCCAAUUCCCCAACAAGUGGCAGCAUACCCCCAGAGACUUAGGACUCUCCAAAACUUUCUACUGUACCGAGGUCUACUUGACCAAGCCCGGGAGUUGUAUCCAGUGACUCAAUCACUUGCUCCAGAGUAUAAACCUAUUGUUGUAAGUUCAGUUUCACUUACUUUGCUGUUUCACUCAUGA